AUGUAUAGUUAAACAUAUGGAAAAUAAUAAGCAACCAAGACUGCAAAAUUGAAAUUCUUUUGUUAAAUGUGUAGAAAAUAAUGUUAUGAUGAAAAUGGAUUUCGUUGUCAUUUAAACUCAGGUCAUCAUAUGAAAAUGAUGCGGCUUUAUAAUGAAGAUCCUGACUUUUAUAUUGAAUAAUUUAGUUAAGAAUUUGAAACAGCUUUUAUGGAGAUAUUAAAAGAAAAAUAUAAAGAUUAAAAGAUCGGCUCCAAUAAAGUUUACGAAGAUAUGAUUAGAAAAGUAGAUCAUGUACAUUUAAAUGGAACAAAAUGGACUAAAUUAGCAGAUUUCAUUUAAUAUUUGAUUUCAAAUAAUAAAAUUGGGUUCGAUCAUUCUCAAGGAGAUAUUGUAAUUUGGAAUCUGAAUUUCAACCCAGAAAAAAUAAAAUAUGAUAAAGUAGAAACAAAAAAAGUUAAGUUAGUUGAAAAAUAAAAUGCUUUAAUUGAUAAAUCAUUAGAAAAGCAGAUCAUUAAAGGAUAAAAACUAAAUGAAUAAGAUACUGAUAAUUAAGAAUCUGUGGAUUUAAAAUUUUCAGAAUAAAAAAUUAAUAACAAUUAAAUUGAAGCAUAGCCAUAAGAAUAAUUUAUAUCAUUUGAUAUAACUUUCAAUUAGGGGAAUAAAAAAGACAGUCAAAUUGUUUUGGAUGUUGAGAAUUAAGGAAAUAAAUAGUGGAUAGAAGAAAGUCUUCUUAAAUAAUAAGGUUUGAAGGAAAAUAUGGAGAAAUUAUAUUAAAAUAUCAAGUAUAAAAAUAAUUAAAACACAGUAAGCUAGCCCUUGUAAAUACCAGAAUAAGUUGCCGAUGAUUUUCCAUGGAUUAAAGAAAACAUUUUUGUAAAAAUUAUAGAUAAAUAAUUAAACAAUGGAAAAUACUAUGGAAAGAAAGGAAUUGUUAAAAGAGUUAUUGAUUAAUUUGGUGGGUUAAUUGAAAUUUAAAGUAGUACUAAAGAAAAAGUUAUUAUUGAUUAGAAAUUCCUUUAAACAGUCAUACCUAAGAUUGGAAACUUAGUAAUGAUUUUGAAGGAAGGACAGCAUAGAGGAAAAAUAGGAAAACUUGAAAGUAUUCACUAAGACAACUAUAGUGGAAGUGUAUAUUUAGAAAAUGAAAAUAUUCUUUUAGAAAUGCCUUUUGAUUUAUUUAGUAAAAUUAAUUAAGAAUGA
Messenger RNA from Paramecium sonneborni, 1200 nucleotides. The record is from the annotation of a GenBank genome assembly. NCBI's taxonomy places the organism in Eukaryota, Ciliophora, Oligohymenophorea, Peniculida, Parameciidae.